GUUAAAAGUGGCUUAGAAUCAAUCAUAAGGGUCCUCAACCUUGAUGGGUUGGCCAUCAAGGUGCCCAAUCACAAAUCUUGUAUAUACUACCUAAUUACAUAGAAUCCUUCGUUUUCUGUAUCGACAGCAAUAAAAGAUCUUCUGCAAACUCACAACUAUGUUAGUAACCCAAGAUACCCAUAUUCAUGAUGUUCUCAUCGUUGGCGGAGGCCCUUGCGGUCUUGCUGUCGCUGCACGUCUCUGUGAAAGUACACCUUCAUCACUCUUUACCGACUCCGAACACCAACGUUAUCACUGGAUGAAAGCAUCUUCAGCACGUCAAACCUCUAAGCCUUUUAAAACAAGUCGUCGUUCUCAAACAGCAAGCGAUCGAUUGGUACAAGGAGCGUCUUGCUGUAACGGUCUUGAUAUCACUGUACUGGACGCUCACGGCGGCGAGUGGAUGAGUGCUUGGAAUGAGAGAUUCAAGAAAUUAGAGAUUAGGUACUUGAGGAGUCCAAUGUUCUUUCACCCGGAUCCCAGAGAUAGAGAUGGUUUGAGGGGUUAUGCGUGGAAGGAGGGGAGAGACAACGAACUUAAGGAGAUUCAUGGAGUUAUUGGCAAAGAGUUGAGUAAACAUCAGAGGAAACAGAAGAUGAAAAAAAGGUAUGCAGUUUUGAUGACCCUGAUAUGCGGAAUAUCCUCGAAAUAGUGAUGCUAACUGGUGCAGUGGUAAAAGCAGACAAGAAACUACAUUUCUUGACGAGCGAGAUCGACCUGAUUAUUUCAGGCCAAGUACCGCUCUCUUUAAGAGCUUUUGCGAAGACAUCGCCAGUCGUUAUGAUCUGGGAAAUAUUGUGGAAAAAUCCGAAGUCAAUUCCAUUGAUUAUGAGCCCAACGAAUGCGCAGACUGUCCAGGGGUAUUCACACUUCAAACAACAACUGGCACAAAACGAGCACGCAUCGUUGUUUUUGCAGCAGGUGCUGCUUUAAACCCAGUCUUACCAGCUGACUGCCCAUUCUCCCAUGAAGGAAGCAUAACCCACGCCCUUAUUCCCUCAUAUCUCAGCUCGAGCGACAAACUCCUUCCUCCGCACAUGGUCCGUAAAAUCUCGCGCAAACAACGAACCGACCUUCUCGUUGUAGGUGGCGGUCUUACUAGUGCCCAGAUUGCAGAUGCAGCACUCAAACACGGCGUCACAAAAGUAUACCAGAUAAUACGUGGGCCACUCAAAGUCAAAGAUUUCGACAUGGAACUAGGAUGGGUCGCAAAAUUCAAGAAUCACUUCCUUGCUCGCUACUGGAGUGCGGAUUCUGAUGAGGAGAGACUAGAAAUGUAUAAAGAGGCGAGGAAUGGCGGAAGUGUCAACUCGGAGUACCAACAUAUUCUGAAGACCCAUAUCUUAAAAGGUCGGGUUUCCCUCCACGAAUAUACUAAUAUUACUUCUGCUUCCUGGGAUUCUGUGUUGCAAUCGUGGAAGGUGGAGACUUCUCCGGAGUUGUUGGAUCUACCUGCAUUUGAUCAUGUCAUAUAUGCAACAGGUUUUGAUAUCAAUUUUGAGAAGAUUGAAGCAGUCCAACCGUUGCUUAAGAAAUAUGGCAUUGGGACAGUUGGAGGGUUUCCAUGCUUGACGCAUGAUUUGAGUUGGAGUGACAAGGUACCAUUCUUUGUUACUGGUAGAUUAGCAAGUUUGAGGAUGGGUCCGGCUUCACCAAAUCUUGAAGGAGCGAGAAUGGGUGCCGAGAGGAUUGCCGUGAGUUUCCAUUUUCCUUUGACUGUCUCUGGGGCUAUGAACAACUGCUAAUUAUGCAUAGUGGAAGGUAGGUGAGCUUCUAGGACGGGGAGAGUCGGAUAGCAAAGGUGGAAGACGUGACAGUGGUUAUAGCAGUGUUGAUGGAGAAAACGAAGGUGUCGAUUUCAGAAGAUUGGGCCUGGGGGUUGAGAACCAAUUUGAUGUUUUAGAUCAGAGCGACGAUAAUUCUGGGAAUGAGCUCGAGAGCUGAAAGUGAAGAAGAAAGAUGAGACAAUCUUGAGCUCAUGUUAAUGCAUGAUGAUAGCAUCAUGAUCAACGACCUCUAAAUAGCUUACCUUGAACUAUUUAGGUAUGCAAUAGAAUGUAAUCACCUGCACUGGUA
Messenger RNA from Sclerotinia trifoliorum, 2115 nucleotides. The record is from the annotation of a GenBank genome assembly. NCBI's taxonomy places the organism in Eukaryota, Fungi, Ascomycota, Leotiomycetes, Helotiales, Sclerotiniaceae.